GAGGACGCCCGGAGCAUGGGUCGGAAGCGGUGCGUGGGAGACUGUUCCAAGAUGGCGGCGGGCUGCUGUGGGGUGAAGAAGCAGAAACUCUCCAGCUCUCCGCCCUCUGGCUCGGGGGGACCAGGCGGCCCGCACUGCAGUGGAGAGAGCCAGUGCCGUGGGGCGGAGUUGGGGCUUGGAGGCUCAGGGAGCGGCCCGGUUGGCAGCAAUCGGGUGAACGGCCUGGGCUGUGGGAACAGCCUAUCCCCCGGCUGCGGGACUCUCUCUCCGGGCUGUGCUUCCAGCCUGAGCCCCAGCUCCCGGAAGAUGGUGGUAUCGGCUGAGAUGUGCUGCUUCUGCUUUGACGUUCUGUAUUGUCAUCUGUACGGGUAUCAGCCGCCUCGCACACCCCGCUUCACCAAUGAUCCCUACCCGCUGUUUGUAACAUGGAAGAUAGGCCGCGACAAAAGGCUGCGUGGAUGCAUAGGAACCUUUUCUGCCAUGAACCUGCAUUCUGGUCUCAGGGAGUACACUCUUACCAGUGCCCUUAAAGAUAGCCGUUUUCCCCCAAUGACGAGGGAUGAGCUGCCACGGCUAUUCUGCUCAGUGUCUCUGCUUACAAACUUUGAAGAUGUAUGCGAUUACUUGGACUGGGAGGUGGGUGUACAUGGCAUUAGAAUAGAAUUCAUCAAUGAAAAAGGAUCCAAACGAACCGCCACGUACUUACCGGAGGUUGCAAAGGAGCAAGGCUGGGACCACAUACAGACCAUAGAUUCCUUAUUGAGGAAAGGUGGAUACAAAGCUGCAAUCAAUAAUGACUUCAGGAAAACGAUUAAACUUACCAGAUACCGUAGUGAGAAAAUGACCAUGAGCUACUCUGAAUACCUUUCCCACCGUCAGCACCAUCACUUUCAAAAUGGCAUCGGACACCCCCUCCCACCAUACAACCAUUAUUCCUGACACUGAGCCGCAUGACCAGUCACUAGACCUCUCAGCGGAACUCUUCCCGGGAGAGCCAGCUCCCUCUUGGUCUAGCUAUCUCUAUUACUGUACCAUUUUAUGAUGAUUGUUUCCGUUGUCCUGUUGACGCAUUGCUUGCCUAGCAAUGCUAAUCAGGGCAACGGGUGGGAAGAAACGCUAAGUACCCACAAUUUAUUUUUUUAAUAGAAUUAAUUUGAGCUACUGAAGGGUUUUGCAUUUUUUUCUUUGCAGCAGCAUAUGUUUUAUUUUCUUUUACAGUUAACCUUUUACAGAUAUUGAUCAAGUUUUUUUCUGUUGUGUAUCAGAUGAUAGGUCGGGACACAAAUAUCUUGUUUGUGUAUGUGCACUGAACUGGUCAUAUCGCCAUUUUGUUUUAAUCUCCUAGGAUGUUAUGAUGCUGCUGUAUACCGCUGAGGGUUGUCCUUUGGUCAUUUCAGGUUUUUCAUUUUCUCAACACCUGUGUUAUUUCACAACAGCAAACAUCUAACGUUUUACCCCAAACAUCCUCAAAACACCAAAACUGUGCCUCAAAAUUGUGUCCCUUUUCUCCCAAUCUGUGAUUUAACGCAAACUUCAUUUGUGGCUGAAAGAACUUAGAAUCUUACUAUUUUUAUUUUAGGGCAAAUCCCCAUCUAUUUAACCAACACAUCAA
Molecule: messenger RNA, 1612 nt
Organism: Spea bombifrons (plains spadefoot toad)
Lineage: Eukaryota; Metazoa; Chordata; Amphibia; Anura; Pelobatidae
Gene: AMMECR1
Product: AMMECR nuclear protein 1
Exons: 6
Coding region: 16-939 (307 amino acids)
Cellular component (GO): nucleus
Source: RefSeq, a predicted model, not a curated record